Molecule: messenger RNA, 2176 nt
Organism: Lagopus leucura (white-tailed ptarmigan)
Lineage: Eukaryota; Metazoa; Chordata; Aves; Galliformes; Phasianidae
Product: solute carrier family 22 member 7-like
Exons: 10
Coding region: 135-1763 (542 amino acids)
Biological process (GO): transmembrane transport
Cellular component (GO): membrane
Molecular function (GO): transmembrane transporter activity
Source: RefSeq, a predicted model, not a curated record
AUCUCAAAGUCCAAGGAAGUGGCUGUAUGAAAAGCCAUGGGAAGCUGAGCUCCAAGGACAGAGACAACUUUUCAAGCUUAUGUUGCUGCUUCUUGAUACAUAGCUGCUCUGAAUGAGCAAACUGUAUAGGAAAGAUGAAAUUUGAAGAUCUCUUACUGGAAAUUGGUGGCUUUGGCAGAUUUCAGAUUUUGAUUUUGUUAAUCCUCUGCCUCCCAAGAAUCAACCUUCCCAUGCAUUUCCUAUUACACAACUUUCUUGCUGCUACUCCCUCUCACCAUUGUGCAAUUCCGCAUCAGGAAGAAUUUGUGAACCUCACCACGGAGGAAAUUCUGCUCAUCAGCAUCCCCCGGGAGCCUGAUGGCACCUUCAGGUCUUGUGAGAUGUUCUCACAGCCUCAGUUUCACCUACUUCUCAAUUCCUCUCUGCAAGCAGACAACGACUCCGUCACCCAGGACUGCCAGUAUGGGUGGGUCUACGACCACUCGCAGUUCACCUCCACCAUCUCCACUGAGUGGGACCUCGUGUGUGAGCAGCGUGGGCUGAACCAGGCGACCGCGACCUUCUUCUUCGUUGGAGUCACGAUCGGGGCUGUGGUGUUUGGAUACCUUUCGGACAGGUUCGGCCGGAAAUCUAUCCUCAUGCUGUCAUUUAUGUUAUCUGUCACAUUUGGGAUGCUGAGUGCCUGCUCCGUCUCCUACAGCAUGCUGGCUGUCACAAGAACCCUCACCGGGGUGGCCCUGAGUGGUGUGUCCCUGAUCAUCUUGCCUCUGGGGAUGGAGUGGGUGGACACAGAGCACCGCACCUUCUCUGCGGUCCUGACCAGCAUCUCCUGGAGCGUAGGGAACAUGCUGCUGGGCAUGACAGCAUACCUGGUGAGGGAAUGGCACUGGCUCUUGGUUGCCGUGACGGGACCUUGUCUUCUGAGCAUCAUCUGCCUGUGGUGGGUCCCAGAGUCUGCCCGGUGGCUCAUAGCCAACGGCAAAGUGAAACAAGCCCACAAGCAUCUGCUUAGAUGUGCAAGAAUGAAUGGAAGGAAAGACUUCACUGUCUCACUGGAGGCUCUUAGAGGAAUGACUACUGAGAAAAAGCCAAGUGAGAGUUUCUCCUACAUCAGCUUGUUCAGGACACCAGUCCUGCGGAAGAUCUCUGUGUGCUCUGGCACAGUGUGGUUUGGUGUUGCCUUCUCUUAUUACGGCAUGAGUAUGAACCUAACUGGCUUUGGGCUCAACAUGUAUCUCUCCCAGUUUGUCUUUGGCAUCAUUGAGAUUCCAGCCAAGAUACUCAUGUACGUGCUGGUGAAUCGAAUUGGACGGCGGCACUGCCAGGCGUGGUCACUCAUCCUGACCGGACUGUGCAUAGGAGCCAAUAUCAUCAUUCCUAAAUCUCUCACUUCUCUACGCUCUGUGAUGGCCAUUAUGGGCAAAGGUUUCUCAGAAGCUGCAUUCACCACUGUCUACUUGUACACCUCUGAGCUCUACCCCACCGUCCUGAGGCAGAAUGGAAUGGGAUACACCUCCUUCACAGCACGCCUCGGUGGGUCUUUGGCCCCACUUGUGUUCCUGCUGGAUGAUGUGUGGAAGUCUCUGCCUGAGGUGACAUACUGUGGUGUAGCAGUGUUCUGUGGCUCGGUGGCCUUCUUGCUCCCAGAGACACUCAAUGUGCGCCUGCCUGAGCGCAUUGAGGACAUCGAGAAGACACAAGUGAAAGGACCGCUACAAACCAGCGCUCCUGAGGGUUUGCCAUUACAGUCUCUUCUGAAGUGAAGGACUCCAUGGAAAAGCCAUAGACAAUGUGAAGGACUGCAAAACUGAGCCGUAAUCUGGCCUACCAAUGGACUCUCCUCCUGGUCUCUCUCUGCAGGGAAGUGGGGCUGAGGAUGUACAUGGAAGGAGGUGGAUCAUAAAACCAGCUGGAGGGAGCCAACCCUGCUCUGCAGUGUGGUCAGGAUCAAAAGUGCUCAGGUCUAACAGGAUCUGGAAAUAAAAGGACUCUAAGUUUGGCUCUUCCAGUCUUGUUGGACCAGCAGCACCUUUCAGAUCACUGCACAGCCUUCCAGAAGCUAUAGCUAUAUAGGUUGACAAACCACAAGAAAUGUAAAAGAGCAAUAAAAGCCACUGAGUGUGAAUUGUACAAAAACAAAUCUUAAAUAAAUCUAGCUGGAUGGGUGAACCAUAAA